Fimicolochytrium jonesii is the source of this 1925-nucleotide messenger RNA. RefSeq lists its product as uncharacterized. Gene Ontology annotation, molecular function: RNA binding. Bases 142 to 1521 code for a protein of 459 amino acids. The record is from RefSeq and is a predicted model, not a curated record. The transcript has 2 exons. Lineage: Eukaryota; Fungi; Chytridiomycota; Chytridiomycetes; Spizellomycetales; Powellomycetaceae.
ACGUCUGAGAGCUGGAGAGGAAGGGAGAGGAGGGAGAGGACGCGUUUUGCAGAAGGGCAGGAUUGCUCUCCGACCCGACUUGUGAAUGGCAAGCAGGCAACCCAACAGUCACUGGCAGAGCCUACAGCAACCCACGAGCGAAUGGCUACACUCUUUCAGCAGAAAGAGGAGGCCUUCCGCUCCCAAGAGCAAGCCAUUGCCACAAAAAUCGCUCGCUGUCUCUCGGACGACGUCCUCAGCUAUGACCUGAACACUGCUACUCGCAUUCGCGAGGCCGUGGAUGGAUGGCUCCCCCUAACCCACCUCCUCCACCCAACCCUCGGCACAACCGACGAAAUCGUAGCCGCCCACGCCAUCCGCGACCACUCCCCGCACCUCGAAAUCAGCAUCGACGGUAAAUCCAUCCGCCGUCGCCACACCAUCCCCGAUUACUCUCUCCUCGACGCCCGCACACUUUACGUGGACCACCUCCCCGCCAAAACCACCUCCGACGCCCUGGGCAAAUGUUUCGCACCGUUCGGGGCGGUCGAGCGGUGCGUGUUUCCGGAGAUAAGAGGGGAUCAGGCGAGCGUCUGGGCGUUUGUCGUCUUUGAGACGCAGGAGGAGAUGGAGAACGCCGCGCGGCAUUUUGGGACCCUGUGGCGGCCACUAACGACGGAAACCGAUCUGAAAACAUUCAUCGAAACUCCACCACACCCCUCCACACCCCUCGGCGAGAUCCGCACCAUCCCCAAACCCCGCUGGAACGAGCUAACAGAUACCUACGCAUCACUGCACACAUCUCGCAAAUCUCACCUCCACCAACUCUCUCAAAAUCACCACCCCGUCCAAAAAGCCGUCUUCCAAACCCGCGUCCUCGCCAAAUUCACAGGCGCACACCCACAGGCCACCACCCGCGUGCUCCGGAAACUGUUUGAGAUGAUUGCGCCCGUUUCGUUUGUCGAGACGCGCAAGGGUGGCGGCGGCGGGGAAGGGAUUGUGAGGUUCAAGACCAUGCAUGGGGCGAGGUUGGCGGUUGUGUGGUUUGGGAGGGAGUAUGUGUGCCAGAUGCAUAAGGGGGAUACGGGGACGUUGUUGCAGGGGGGAAAGGUGAAGGAGAGGAAGGGGAAGGAUGCGAUUGCUAUGGCCACGGAUGGGGAUGGGGCGGACGUGCAGAGUGAGUGGGCUGAGUGGGGGGACGAAGUAGCUGAAGAGGGCGGUGAUGAUGAAGCACAAGCCGACGCGGUCGUGGGGAAACCUAAAUACCCAAACAUCUCGUUGGAACUGAUGACAGGCGACGAGGAGGCCGAGUACUGGGACCACAUCUUCUCCAAGCAAGAAGAAAAGGAAUGGCAUCAGAAACAGCAACGGCGACACCCGCAACCGCAACACAACUCCAGAUCCACCGCCCCACAACAUCACAAGCCCCCACUCACAGCAACGUCAAUACCGACCAAACGCCCCGCCGAAGUCCCACCACCAACCGACGACCCACCGCCCCGAAAACACAUCAAAUUCUCAGAUAGCAGCGAGGAAGACUGAUUCUUACGAAAACCCUCGAAUACGAUUGGAUUUCCCAUAUACGCCGUAUUGCGCUUAAACACAAAAAACUGGGGGGAACUGGGGGCCCUAGUGAGCUAGCUAGGGAAGAUAGUCAUUCGGUCAGGCAGUCUCUACUCUAGUGAUGGGCUGCAUCGAGGGCAGGGAGACUCGGGAAGGGGAAGGGGGAAAACACACCCAAAAACGUAAUUUUAAGGCAGGGGAGGGUGAUUGUAUGUACAGCGGGGAGAGAUGCGUUUGUAUAGAGUGGAUGAAUACGUCCAGGCGGUUGUUUAGAAAUUUUCUGUGGAAGACAGGGAGAGGUUGAUCAGCUUACAUGUUCAUCAAACAAUAUACCCCCGAAACGGAACGUGAAAGUCUCACCUUUCCCAUAGAAGAACCUCGUC